AUGUUAAAGUACUUUCAUGAUUUAUCUGAUGAAUACGCCAAAAGUACAUACAACCCUCAAACCAUGGCUGAGUGCAUCUAGGGUUUGUAUGAGUAUCUGAAAUAGGAAAAGAAUGAAGAUCAAUUCGUCAUCAACAAUGGAGGGAUAAAACUCAUCCAUCAAUCUUAAUGGCACUUCGAAAAGUAAUACUCAAUCUGUUUAACAUUCAAUCCUCAAGGAGAUGGAACACUCUUCUAAUUUUCAUCCUCUCAUGUCGAUGGCAAAAGAAUAAUCGCCAAUGGAGUUCAUUGUUAUAUAAUGGCUGGUGUAGUGUUCUAUAAGAAUGUGUACCAGAGAUUCAAUCUAGAGAAGGUUAUUGUAGAGGAUAACUCCUCCAAUAAUAAGUUGGGGGACGCCAUCAUGAAUGGAUGGAACGAACUAAUUAUUUCACAUGAAUGUGGAAAACUAUAUUCCAGACCAAAGUUUAUAUAUUCAAUUAAUCAGAAAAAAAACACAUUGCAGAUUGAAUAUCCCAAAAUCAGGAAUCAAAAUCUGGAGAUUCUCUACUUCCAACACAUUUAGUGCAAGGUCAAAGAGAUCUCCGUUUAUAGUGAAGUCGUGGAUCUCCAUCUGAAAUCCCCCUUUUAUCAAAUCUACCCAUUGUACGAUCCUCACCAAACCAAAAGAGUCAAAGACCGAAUCCAGAAUGUGGUCUAUGAACUCCAAGGCGACACCAAAAUGACAUCCUCAUUGUAAAAGUAUGAUUUUGUAGAAUACGGUGGUAUCAAAAUAUUAAUUCCACUCUUCAAUCUAAUUCAAUAUUAUGAUCACUCUAAAAUUGAUGACUUAUUCCAAAUCCUACUCUACACUCUAUUACAGGAUAGUCAGAUCAACAAGAAUCAAAUUACUGAUAUGAAACUAUUCCAAUAGAUAGCCUAAAUUAUCAUGGUGGACAUCCCUAAUCUCACUUAAAUUUUACAAAUCAAACAACAAGUGGAGGAUUAAGACAUAUUGAAUCAGCUCUUGCUAUUGAUUAUUGAUGUCAAUUUCAUUAAACGAGUCACCGAUUAAUAGCAAUAUUGCAUCUUGUUACAAUAAUUCUACAUCAAUGAUCAUCAACAAUACUUAAAGGUCACGUCAAUCUAAUAUCUGGCUCAAUUGUUGGUAAGUGUCAAUCAGAAAAGCCAAAUCCAAGAUCAAAUUCUAUAAAUUAUGAUCUAUUCCUGUUAAUAUAACUUCAAUACAUUGAAGGAACAAUUCAAACUCUUUUUAAAGGUGGCUGAAGCAUCAACAAUCGAACUUAAAAUUAAAGCCAUCUAAAGUGCAACUAGAUUAGUUUCGGACUUAUUUAGAGAUGACUAAGAAAACUUUGUUGUCUUUAGGGAUCAUAACAUCCAAAAUAAGAUCCUAAAUGACAUCCUUCUUCUCUUGCAAACUGAUAGUAUGGAUUGCUUGGUGGCAACUAUUACGUUAUUGGGACAAAUGCUUUAUGGAACUACUGAUCUAUUAAGUUAAGGCAUGAUCUCCUACAUUUCUAAGGCGAUUUGUGUAACCAACAACUUUGAUAGCUUAUUGAAUGCGUUGACUUAAUUACUGAAGAUCAAUUGCUUAAGUGUUGAAAUUCUUUAGCACCUAUACUCUUAAACCAAGUAAUAAAAUAUCCUCGAAUACUAUCUUAAUUAUGUCAAGAAGAUCACAAUUGAAUAGUAACAACUCAUCCUCUAGUAAUAUUCAAUAUGGUUUUUAGAUCAAUUGAAGUUUGAAUCAAAUGAGAGACUCUUAGAGAUUUUUGUUUAUCUUCUAAAAUAGAAUCCUCAAUUCAUGUUUUAAACUUUGAUUCAUUUUCAAAUUAGAAAGGAUGUUUCAGCACUCAUCACCGUAGUCACUGAAGCAAUAGAACAGUUUAACGAGGCACAAAUAUAUCAAGUCUAAUAGAUAAUGUUCCAAAUUUACUUCUCAGUUCAAUCGUUUAAAAACUUUGAGGUGUUCCUAACUAAACUAAUUAGGCAUGUGAUCUCUUUAGAAAAUGAGUAAGAACUAUCCAAAAUGGUGGAACAAAAAGAACUGCCAUUUGCUGUUCAGAAGAUUAUCAACUUAAGUUUUCCUCUUGAUAAAUUGAAAGAAUGGCUACUCUAUUUUACAAAGCUCUUUUAAUAGACUUCAUCUCUGCGCACAGAAGCAAGUUAAAGCUUCAUGAUCUAAAUAAUUGAUUUACUUAGAGCAAUUCAAUCAUAAAGUUAGGACGAAUAGGCCAAGGAGAUAAUUGAGUAAUUCCUUACUCAAAAUGAACUAAUUCUUCAAUCACUCACAGUACAAUAGGUGCAAGUAUUUGAUUCGAUUAAAUUUUAAGAAGAUUUUUAAGUUAUCCAAGAGGAGUUGCUGCUUAAAUGGACUCAAGAACAGUAAUAGAUCAAGAUGAAUCAAUCAGAAGAAUUAUCUAAAUUAACAGAUGAAAUCAAUUAGGCUGCAGCAUAGAUGGAAGUAUCUGUUUAUAAAUUGAUGAAUAAAACCAGAAAGAUCAGAGAGAGGUGGUGUAAACUUUGGCACAAUUUAAGAAUUACUGUGUAUCGACCAAAGGAGUGCAAAUUUCAAGUGGAUGAAUAAAUUGAUCAUGAUUACCAAUUCAAUGGGAAUCCUUAUUACAUCAAUAAGAUUGAGAAGUACAUCAACAAAUGUUAUUCUCGUCCAAUAUUAAAAAUAAAGUUUAAGAAGAAUCCUGAAUUUGAGAAUGAUGUCCAAGUGCCUCUGGAGAAGAAGUAGCAGCACAAAUGCUUCUGGCUUAAAAGUCUGUACCUCAAACAAGGAGGCGUCACAAUAGGAGAGGACAAGAUAACAUUCUCCUAUUACUCCUACUCUUAAUAAGCAAACCACAUCACCUUGUUGCCACACACAAUACCAAAUCACAAGCCAUUCAAGAAAUCGUGGAAGAGGUAUCAAAUUAGAUGGCUGCACGAAAGGAUAUAUAUCAGAAAUAGAAAUGCCAUUGAAAUCAUCUUCAAGGAUGGAGAAUCAUUGUACUUGAUCUUUUAGGACUAGGGAUUAAAGGAACAGAUAAUUGAGAAGUUGAAAAUACAACCGAAACAAUGUGAUUUCAAUAAGGUUAGCAAUUUCAAGUAUUUAAUGUAUUUGAACUUUCUAUCCUGUCGAUCCUACAUAGAUUUGACCAGAUAUCCAGUGUUCCCGUGGGUUUUGAAGGGAAAUGCUUCAGAUUUCGAUGACAAUGAUAUUGCAUCAAUACAAAACGAGAUCAAUUACAGGGAUCUUUCUCUGCCAAUAGGGGCAUGUGGGACUGAGUAGAGAUUAGACUAAUUUAUUAAGAGAUUUGAAAAUGAAUAGUUUUACUAUGGAACACAUUAUUCUAGUUAAGCUUUGGUGUCCUAGUAUUUGAUCAGAUUGAGUCCAUUUACAGAAGCAGCCAUAUCUAUAUAGGAUGGUAAGUUUGACAUUCCAGAUCGACUGUUUAGGUCUAUAAUGAAGUCUUGGAUCGAUUGCAAUAAUGAGAUGGCUGAUGUGAGGGAGUUAACACCUGAGUUUUUUUAUUUGCCUGAGGCCUUCUUAAAUAUCAAUGGGUAUAAUUUCGGUAAGCUGUAAAGCAGCCAAAUAGUAAACAACGUAUUAUUACCAUUCUACUCUAAUAAGAAUGCUUUUUAUUUUGUAGCUUAGAAUAUGAUAGCAUUGGAGAGUGAGUAUGCAAUAAAGUUAAAUGAAUGGAUUGAUUUGAUUUGGGGAUACAAACAACAAGGGGCAGCUGCUGUGGAUUCAUUCAACGUAUUCUAUCCUUUAACGUACUCAAACUUCGAUGAAAAUAGCAUAGAAAUCAAUGAAUUGGCAAUGGAAACCCAAAUUGCCCACUUUGGAUAAACACCAGAGCAGAUCUUUUAUAAGCCACAUGCUCAAAAGAAUCAGAUAGUCGAUAAGACUUAGUGGCAGACAAUAAAGAAUAAAAAGUCAUAAAGCAAAUUGAUCUACUUAAUUUGUAAUAAGAGUAAAGUAGUGAGCAUUCAAGAGGACUUUACAUUAAUUUAAUGGUAGAUUGUUAAGAAUUAGUAUCAGUUUCAAUAGGAAAAAUUGGUGCAAUUGCCGAAGAUUAACUUUGAUGCAAUGAUAAAAUAUGUACAAUCACCCAUUUUGGUAUUGAUUGAAUAGUCAAUAGUGUUGUUUGGUGGAAUUAACAAUGGAACACUUACAUACUAUAGUUUAGAUAAUUUGAAGUUGUAGGGAGUGAUUGAAUUGGAAAGUGAGAUAAUCAAUAAUCAUUGUACGGUCACUGUUUUAGCAGCAAACAAGCAACAGAAUAUAGUGAUACUGGGAACCAAUAAGGGGUUUGUGUAUUACUACAAUAAAUUGCUGUAAAGCAAGUAGGACAUAAAAUAGGAGGAGGUACUUAAGGGUAAAUAUGUCAUAUAUGACACAACUUCGCAAAUAAAUUCAAUAGAAAUUUCAGAAUAGCUAACCAUCUUUUGUGUUGGGACUCAGGAUGGAACCAUAUUCUUAUAUAAUUUGUACAAUCGCACUCUCUAUAGAUUCAUCAAUCAUCCGAAGGGGUUGCCUAUCUUCUACUUAAAAUUGAGUUAUUCUCCAUUACCUUGUGUUUUGUUUAGUUCCCAUGAUGAGCGCAUUGUGGCGUAUUCUAUCAAUGGGUUCUUGUUGCAAUCACUGCAAGUCAAGGGAAACAUAGAAUACUUCGAAAUCAGGAAAUCUGCCAUAAAUACUUUGGUAUGGAAUCAAUUAUAAUUUUGUAGAUUGUCCUCACAGACAAUAACGUAUUUGAGUAUCGAUUGCCCUUUUUGGAUAGACUAUCUAUAGUGCCUGCCCAAAUUUGCACAAGGUUCGUUUAGGCAACAAAACAAAUUUCAAUUUUUGGUUGUAAAACUGGUGAUCUGCGUAUAAUUUGA
This is a messenger RNA of Paramecium octaurelia, 4874 nucleotides long. The record is from the annotation of a GenBank genome assembly. Lineage: Eukaryota; Ciliophora; Oligohymenophorea; Peniculida; Parameciidae.